Messenger RNA from Miscanthus lutarioriparius, 1392 nucleotides. Lineage: Eukaryota; Viridiplantae; Streptophyta; Magnoliopsida; Poales; Poaceae. The record is from the annotation of a GenBank genome assembly.
AUGUCCAUGGAAUCCGUUGCCGUCGUGGCGGUGCCGUUCCCGGCGCAGGGCCACCUCAACGGCAUGCUGCACAUGUCGCUGCUGCUCGCGUCCCGGGGGCUCGCCGUGCACUACGCGGCGCCGGGGCCGCACGUCCGCCAGGCGCGCGCGCGCGUGCACGGCUGGGGGGACGACGCCCUCCGCCGCAUCGAGUUCCACGAGCUCGACGUCCCCGCGUACGCCACCCCGCCGCCGGACCCGGCCGCGGCCUCGCCGUUCCCGACCCACCUCAUGCCGAUGGGCGAGGCCUUCGUCGCGGGCGCGCGCGCCCCGGUCGCCACCCUCCUCGCGAGGCUCUCCGCGCGCCACCGCCGCGUGGUCGUCCUGUACGAUCGCCUCAGCUCCUUCGCGGCGCCCGAGGCGGCGCGGAUCCCCAACGGCGAAGCGUUCUGCCUGCAGUGCGUGGCCUCGUCCUUCGACGCCGCGUGGACGGACGCCGGGCAGCGGCUCCUGCGCGCGCGCGGCCUCGACGCCUCGCACCCCGUCGCCUGCAUGCCGAGGGAGUUCGUCGAGUAUAUUGUCGGGACGCAGGAGGACGGCCAGAGUCCGGCUUUCGCCGGGGUAGUGGCGAACACGUGCCGCGCGAUCGAGAGCGAGUUCAUCGACUUGGUGGCCGGGGACCCGGCGUACCGAGGGAAGAGGGUCUUCGCCGUCGGGCCGAUGAACCCACUGCUCGACGUGACCGCGCCGGCAGCGGUACAGAGUGCGCGGCACGAGUGCCUGGACUGGCUCGACAAGCAACCGCCGGCGUCGGUGCUGUACGUGUCGUUCGGCACGACGUCGUCGCUGCCGGCGGAGCAGAUCGCGGAGCUCGCCGCGGCGCUGCGCGACAGCAAGCAGCGGUUCAUCUGGGUUCUGCGGGACGCUGAUCGGGGCGUGGUGCACGAGGAGGAAGCCGCGGAGAGUAGGCACGCCAAGUUCCUGUCCGAGUUCACCGAGGAAACUCGAGGCAUCGGCCUGGUGAUCACCGGGUGGGCGCCGCAGCUGGAGAUCCUGGCGCACAGCGCCACGGCAGCGUUCAUGAGCCACUGCGGCUGGAACUCGACCAUGGAGAGCCUGAGCCACGGGAAGCCGAUGCUCGCCUGGCCCAUGCACUCCGACCAGCCGCUGGUGGCGGAGCUCGUGUGCAAGUGCCUCAAGGCCGGGAUCCUGGUGAGGCCAUGGGAGCAACACGGUGCUGUGACACCUGCGGAAGCCAUCCGGGAGGUGAUCGAGAAGGUGAUGGCACGCGACGAAGGUUUGGCGGUGCGGGAGAGGGCCAAGCAGCUCAUGGAGUCCAUUCGCGCCUCCGUGGCCGAGGGCGGGUCCUCGCGCAAGGACCUUGACGACUUCGUUGCUUACAUAGCAAGAUGA